This is a messenger RNA of Monopterus albus (swamp eel), 1032 nucleotides long. It is a transcript of the gene cldni, whose product is annotated as claudin i. Gene Ontology annotation, molecular function: structural molecule activity. The transcript has 3 exons. NCBI's taxonomy places the organism in Eukaryota, Metazoa, Chordata, Actinopteri, Synbranchiformes, Synbranchidae. Gene Ontology annotation, cellular component: membrane; bicellular tight junction. The record is from RefSeq and is a predicted model, not a curated record. Bases 84 to 719 code for a protein of 211 amino acids.
AGCAUCUUCAAAACAAAGCAAAGGCAGAAAACAGGAAACCUCCAGAAAAACUUCAACAGGUUCAGAAGACACCUAAUACAAGAAUGGGAUCUGCUGCAGUUCAGAUUGUAUGUGUGGCCCUCGGGGUCCUCAGCCUGAUUGGGGUCAUUGUAUGCUGCGUUGUCCCUCGCUGGAAAGUAUCUUCCUUCAUAGGUUCCAACAUUGUAACUGCACAGAGCACUCAGGAUGGCCUCUGGAUGAGCUGUGUAGUGCAGAGUACCGGCCAACAGCAAUGCAAAUCCUACGACUCCAUUCUGGUGUUGCCCUCUGACCUGCAGGCCGCCCGUGCCAUGACCAUCAUCAGCUGCAUGUUUUGCUGCCUCAGCCUCCUUAUCUUGUUCUGUGGGGCAGACUUCACCACCUGUGUGGAGAAUGAAGACGCUAAGCCCAAGAUCAGCUUGGUGGCCGGGGUGGGCUUACUGCUGGCCGGCCUCCUGAUCAUCAUCCCUGUCAGCUGGUCUGCUAACACUGUGGUGCAAAACUUCAACAACCCUUUGGUAGCAUCUUCUCAGAAGAUGGAGCUGGGAGAGUGUAUCUUUGUGGGCUGGGGUGCCGGUGUGCUGCUCCUUCUGGCUGGAGGUCUGCUGUGCUGCUUCAGCAGGCCCAGAUCUGGCAGCUCAGGGGGAACUGCAAAGUACUACAGCAACAGCGCCUCCGCCCCUAGCAAAAACUAUGUGUAAUGCCUUUAUGAAAGGGACUGUUGUUUGAGAGACAGGAUGGAAGGGCAUUGUAGCCAGUUAAAAAGAACGGCAAAAUAGACAAAGUAGACAGGGGUUAUUUGGAAAAAGCUGUAAAUAUUAAUAAUGUCUGGCUCCAGUUUUUGCUUUUAUAUUCAAAGUUAUGUUGGUGAGUUUUCCAUUUUAAAGCUGUUUUACUCUUAGGUGAUGGGUUAUGCAUAAGCUAUGUGAGAGUAAAUGGAAAACAAAUGCUAGGUAAACUGUAAAUUAUCAAUCAAUCUCACAACAUUUUAACAUCUCACAAAAGUUUUAUUUG